CUGAUUCUGUGUUUUGGGCCGCAGGACUCAGCUGGAGGAGGUCCGAUCAGAGAACGCAGCGCUCCAGGAGAGACUCGGCGCCCUGCAGCAGGAAGUCCGCAAGAUGGAGGACGAGGUUACCAAGAAGAGGAGGAAACUGGAGGAGAUGGAGCGAGAACACGAGAGAAGCAGAGAAGAAGAAGAGCGGCUGCACAGAGAGAACUCCAGAUAUCGCGAGGAGGUUCUGGACCUGAGCAGCAGGAACCUGCAGCUGAGCACCGACAACGCUGAGCUCAGCACCCGUCUCCGUGGAGACCAGGAAUCCGUCCGUAUGCUGCACGAGCGCCUAGCGACGGUUUCUAAGGAGCAGGAGGAGGAGCAUGUGGCGGUGCGGCAGCUGCAGGACGCAGCGCUGCAGCACGAGCGGGAGAAGCUGCAGCUGCAGGCGUCCUGGACACAGGAGAAGCAGCUGCUGGAGGCGGAGCUUAGCGCCUCCAAGGAGAAGGUAGGAGGUUCUGAAUUAAAACUGCAGGAUCCCAGCUCAGAGAGCGAGCGAACACCAAGCUCAUUCAGCCCAGUGUGA
Molecule: messenger RNA, 562 nt
Organism: Neolamprologus brichardi
Lineage: Eukaryota; Metazoa; Chordata; Actinopteri; Cichliformes; Cichlidae
Source: RefSeq, a predicted model, not a curated record